Messenger RNA from Effrenium voratum, 525 nucleotides. The record is from the annotation of a GenBank genome assembly. Lineage: Eukaryota; Dinophyceae; Suessiales; Symbiodiniaceae.
AGUGGAAGUGUUGGCUCAAACAAACGCAAUGGGAUGAUGCAGGGCCCUUCGCGUCCCAUGUUCGUGCGCCCGGGGCCCCCGAACGGGCCCGGCCCGGCUGGCCUCGGGCACUGGCAGCAGCGGACCCCGCCAGGCCAGCCUGGGAGAUCGGUGGCCAGCCCCACCACUCAUCAGGUCAGGGGCGUGGUGCCCAACAUGCCAGUGGGAAACCAGCUUUGGCAGGCGAUGCCUACGUUCCAGCCUGGUGAGGAGGACGCGCCGCGGAGCCCAGGGGGCUCCUUGGUGUCCUCGGUGGCCACCCUGCCUGCGGCAGCCGAUCAAGGUUCCAGCAGAUGGGGUGCCGGCAUCAACAUGCAGGAGGCGCUGGCCACGAUGGAGAUCCUGGCCUCGCGGGUGAACGAGUCCCUGGAGCACCUGCCCUCGCGCCUGGAUGAGGCGACCUCGGAGUUCCGGGCGGACACCAGCUCCCUGCGUGCGGAGAUCCAGGCGCUCUCGGAGGAUGUCAACGGCAGGAUCGCAGCAGGC